UUUGCCAGCCCUGCCUUGAAAUCUGUUUGGGGCAACUUCGUCAAUAUGAGGUCUAUCCAGGAAAACAGCGAGCUGAGAAUUGAGAGCAAGAUCGAAGAGAUUGUUGAACCACUAAGAGAAAAAAUCAGAGAUUUGGAAAAAAGCUUCACCCAGAAAUACCCACCAGUAAAGUUUUUAUCAGAAAAGGAUCGUAAAAGAAUAUUGGUGACCGGAGGCGCGGGGUUCGUGGGCUCCCACCUGACCGACAAGCUCAUGAUGGAUGGCCACGAGGUGACCGUGGUGGACAACUUCUUCACGGGCAGGAAGAGGAACGUGGAGCACUGGAUUGGCCACGAGAACUUCGAGCUGAUCAACCACGAUGUGGUGGAGCCCCUCUACAUCGAGGUUGACCAGAUCUACCAUCUGGCGUCUCCAGCCUCCCCGCCAAACUACAUGUAUAAUCCCAUCAAGACGCUGAAGACCAACACGAUUGGGACAUUAAACAUGUUGGGGCUGGCGAAACGCGUCGGUGCCCGCCUGCUCCUGGCCUCCACGUCGGAGGUGUACGGAGAUCCUGAAGUCCACCCGCAAAGUGAGGAUUACUGGGGCCACGUGAAUCCCAUCGGUCCCCGGGCCUGCUACGAUGAAGGCAAGCGCGUUGCGGAGACCAUGUGCUACGCCUACAUGAAGCAGGAAGGCGUGGAGGUGCGCGUGGCGAGGAUCUUCAACACAUUCGGGCCGCGCAUGCACAUGAACGACGGGAGGGUGGUCAGCAACUUCAUCCUGCAGGCCCUCCAGGGAGAACCGCUCACGGUGUACGGAUCCGGGUCUCAGACGCGGGCGUUCCAGUACGUCAGUGACCUGGUGAACGGGCUGGUGGCCCUCAUGAACAGCAACGUCAGCAGCCCCGUCAACCUGGGGAACCCAGAAGAACACACAAUCCUAGAAUUUGCUCAGUUAAUUAAAAACCUUGUUGGCAGUGGGAGUGAGAUUCAGUUUCUCUCCGAAGCCCAGGACGACCCGCAGAAAAGGAAGCCUGACAUCAAAAAAGCGAAAUUGAUGUUGGGCUGGGAGCCUGUGGUCCCUCUGGAGGAAGGUCUGAACAAAGCAAUUCACUACUUCCGGAAAGAACUUGAGUACCAGGCAAACAAUCAGUAUAUCCCCAAACCAAAGCCAGCCCGGAUAAAAAAAGGCCGGACGCGCCACAACUGAACCCCCACCUCCUGGGACGCACGGCUCCCUGAUUUACACUUGACGGAUGUGGCGUUCGCUUUCUUGUUUUUUUUCUUUUAAAGAAAGACUUAAACAGGUGUCAUGAAGAACAAACUGGAAUUUCACUCUGAAGCUUGCUUUAAAGAAAUGGAUGUGCCUAAAAGCUCCCCUCAAAAAACUGCAGAUUUUGCCUUGCACUUUUUGAAUCUGUCUUUUUAUGUAAAAUAGCCUAGAUGCACCUCUGCGUAUCUCCAAGGUUUUUAUCUUGCUGUGAGAGCAUAUGUCGUGACUGUCGUUGACAGUUUUAUUCACUGGUUUCUUUGCGAAGCUGAAAAGGAACAUUAAAUGGGACGAAAGAUGCCGAUUUUAUUUAUAAAAGUGGGUACUUUUAAAUGAGACAUUAUACUAUGCAUAAAGAAAAAAAAUCCUAGCAGCGUUGUCAGGUGGCGCACCGGCAUUUAUUUUUGGGCAGAUACGAGAAUUCUGUUUGAGAGCUUUAUGUUUCUUUUUUAACUCAGAAUUUUUCUAAGGUCAAAUUUUUUUAGUUUGCAAACUUGCCCUUGAAAUACUUCUGUUGGUUGUCACGAUCAAGAACAUUUGAAAUCACUACUGUGUUGUGCUGCAUAUUCUCGGAUGGGGUGGGGGGCAAAGUUAACAUAUUCCUGGUUAGCCAUGAUUAAAUAUGCUAUUUUAAUAAAAUAUUGAAACUCA
Tupaia belangeri chinensis (Chinese tree shrew) is the source of this 1902-nucleotide messenger RNA. It is a transcript of the gene UXS1, whose product is annotated as UDP-glucuronate decarboxylase 1. NCBI's taxonomy places the organism in Eukaryota, Metazoa, Chordata, Mammalia, Scandentia, Tupaiidae. The coding region runs from base 46 to 1191 and encodes 381 amino acids. The record is from RefSeq and is a predicted model, not a curated record. Gene Ontology annotation, cellular component: cytoplasm. The transcript has 15 exons. Gene Ontology annotation, biological process: D-xylose metabolic process. Gene Ontology annotation, molecular function: UDP-glucuronate decarboxylase activity; NAD+ binding.